Molecule: messenger RNA, 1206 nt
Organism: Populus euphratica (Euphrates poplar)
Lineage: Eukaryota; Viridiplantae; Streptophyta; Magnoliopsida; Malpighiales; Salicaceae
Product: probable 3-beta-hydroxysteroid-Delta(8),Delta(7)-isomerase
Exons: 5
Coding region: 210-872 (220 amino acids)
Biological process (GO): sterol biosynthetic process
Cellular component (GO): membrane; endoplasmic reticulum
Molecular function (GO): steroid Delta-isomerase activity; C-8 sterol isomerase activity; cholestenol delta-isomerase activity
Source: RefSeq, a predicted model, not a curated record
CAAAUCAUGUGUACAGACAAAAACCAGAGAAAGAAAAAGGACAAAAAGAUUGAUAGAGUUGAAGACCACCCGCCCACUCCAAAGAUCCACAGAACGACAGGCCAUUGCGUCUGACUCCUAUCUAAGCCAAUCCAAUAGAAAUUCAAAAACAAAGUUGGCAACGACGAUUCACAUAAGAGAAAGAGAGAGGCGGAGGCAAACAAGCGAAAAUGGAGGGGCAGCCGCAUCCAUACGCACCAACAGAUCUCGAACUGCCUGGCUAUGUUCCUAAUUUCCUCACUCAAUUCACCAUUGUCUCUGUCUAUGGACUCUCCUCCCUUCUUGUCGUUUCUCUCAUCUGGAUCCUCUCUGGAAGGUCUCGUAAAUUAGCCAAAAUUGAUAGAUUGCUCAUGUGCUGGUGGGCUUUCACUGGUCUCACACACUUGAUUCUCGAGGGUUAUUUUGCUUUCUCUCCAGAAUUUUACAAGGACAAGACUGCUCAUUAUCUGGCUGAAGUUUGGAAAGAAUAUAGCAAAGGUGAUUCAAGAUAUGCAGCAAGGGAUGCUGCAACAGUUACUGUUGAAGGAUUGACUGCUGUUCUCGAGGGACCAGCUAGCCUCCUGGCAGUGUAUGCUAUUGCUUCAGGAAAAUCAUACAGCUACAUACUUCAGUUUUCCGUUUCUUUGGGACAGCUCUAUGGAACAGCUGUGUAUUUCCUAACCGCCUACUUAGAAGGUGAUCACUUUGCUGCAAGUUCAUAUCACUAUUAUGUGUACUAUAUCGGUGCAAAUGCCUCCUGGGUUUUAAUACCCUCACUCGUCGCUAUUCGUUGUUGGAACAAGAUUUGCUCAGCAGUCCAAGUUCAGGGCCAGAAAAAGACCAAAAGUCACUGAGAAUACCAAACGCAAUCGAGAAAUCUUCUAUUUUCAAUGCUCCUAGGUACAAAUCUACUGGUUCUCUUUCCCUUUUUGACAAAAAAGAGGAUUGAAAGCAGGGUCUCAACUCCCAAGUGAAAUGGAUGCUGUAAGUGAAUUCCUUGAAAUGGUUUUUGGUACUGCCACUAGUGGGAUUUCCCACUAUUGCUAAAGCGUACUGUGCUUGAUUGUUUAUUGUAUGGACGGGUCUUGUAUUCGUACUGUGGAGUAUCCUUCAUUUUCCAAGGUAUGCUGAUAAUUGCAUUAAUGAACACGGAAAACUUUAUGGAGAAGAGCAAUGUUGUUGCAUCAA